Molecule: messenger RNA, 1551 nt
Organism: Mesorhabditis spiculigera
Lineage: Eukaryota; Metazoa; Nematoda; Chromadorea; Rhabditida; Rhabditidae
Source: the annotation of a GenBank genome assembly
AUGUUCGGCUUACUAAUAUUACUCCUAACAGGGCUGGCGGUGUAUUAUUUAAUCUUUGCGACGAUCCGCAAAAAUUUCUGGAAAAGCCGAAAAGUGCCUGGCCCACCCGGAUCACUAAUAGCCGGCAAUUUCUUCGAACUUUUCGAUCAGCACAAGCCAUGGGCCGUGGAGAUUAUGAAGUAUACGAAGAAAUACGGCCGUGUUUGGGGUUAUAUGGAGGGUGUGAUGCCUGCUUUGGUAAUUGCCGACCCAAAAAUUGCGCAUGAAGUGUAUACUACCAGAUAUGAGGAAUUUCAAUCCAGAAAGGGAAAUCAACUCCUCCGAAAGACCCGGAUGCAGCCGGAGAUGAAUCUCCUGGACGCGAGAGGCGCAAGGUGGAAGCGCCUCCGGACCAUUGCCAAUCCGCAGUUUUCCUCAAAUUCGUUGAAAAGACUCCUCAAAUCCGUCAGCUCGUGCUCCGAUAUCCUCGUUCAAUUCCUGGAGAAGGAAGUUGAUAAGCCGUCGAUAAAUAUUCACAGAUUUUAUCAAGAAUUCUCUAUGGACGUCAUCAACCGAAUCGCGCUGGGAGAUCAGACGAGCUCGCAGUGGCAAAAUGACUGGGUUGAUGGGUUGAAAUUGGUCUUCGAGCACGAUAACCGCGAGCCGUUCAUGUUUGCCGCCUUAGCCUUUCCCUCGCUACGACCGAUGGUCCGCGUCUUGAACUACCUAAAAAUGGCGGCGACGCACAGCAAGUUGGCUCGACUCGUCGGGAAAGUGUUCGCUUCGGUGCAAAGGAGACGCGAUGCUAGGGAAAAGCACGAACAAACACCGGACGACUUCUUGAACAUGUUUUUGGACUUGGAAGACCCGCAUUUCAGCCUGGAUUACGAUCAGGCACACGACAGAGCGGCAGAGAGGGAUAUGAAAGCACCGCCCCUCCAAAAAGUGAUGACGGAGAAGGAGAUCCUUGGCAGUGUACUGCUCUUCCUAUUCGCCGGCUUCGACACUACAGCUAAUAGCCUCGGUUACGUUACACACCACCUUGCACGUCACCGGGAUGUUCAGCAACGACUCCGAGAAGAUAUUCAGGACACGGUGGUUGAGGGUGAGGACCUCACCUUCGAGCACCUGGCCGAGAUGAAGUAUUUGGACUGUGUCGUCAAAGAGUCGCUCCGACUGCAUCCGACGGCUACAAAAGUAUCGGCGCGGAUCGCGGAACGGGAAACCGAAUUAGCUGGGAUUCAUCUGCCGAAGGGAACGAUGAUACAGAUAGAUUGCUACUCCAUGCAGCGAGACCCCACGAUUUGGGGCGACGACGCCGAGGAGUUCAACCCGGAGCGCUGGUAUUCCGUGACCCCGGAACAGCAACAAGCCUACGUACCAUUCGGGGCCGGUCCAAGGAUGUGCGUUGGGCAACGCCUCGGCUUAAAUGAGGUGAAACUCGCUUUGGCAAAAGUGCUAUUGAAUUUCGACAUAUUUUUGCCGGAGGAUGGGCCGCAAACUUUCGACAUAAUCGGAGCGGUCACUGUGGCGCCGGUGUCGAUUAAUGUGAAAGUGAAGAAACUGAAGGCA